AUGCUGCCGCGCAGUCGACUCGAGAAGUUGAGGCGCAAAACCAGGAGGCUAACGAGCGUCUUGAAUCGCAGACAUUGGGAUGGAGAGGCUCGAGAAGAGGUUGGUGGGGGUGUUACCAGAGGAGAAGAGACCGAGACGAAGUUGACAGAUACCAACAGACGGCAAAAUGCCCUGAAAGACUGGAUACAGUCGGAGCGCGAAAGCUGCAGCGAGAAGCAACGCAGAGUCAAAUGUCUCUGUGGUUCUGUCAUGCAGUCACGGAGACAAUUCAACGCGGAUCAACAAAGGUCCGAUACCAGAUCAAGAAAGCUCGGUGAGGAUGAGGAGACCCUUCGCAACGAAGUCGAACGUCUCAGGCCCCAGAUCACAUCCCACAAUGGGGUUCAGGAGGCAUUUUAUCGCGUAUCGCAAGGCCCCCGAGGAGAGGGGAACGGCCGCAAGAAGCGCCUCAGAGGCUGCUUUACAACAGUUUUCGGAGAACAUGAACGCUUCCAAGGAUGCUUUAUCCAAGGCACACAGGGGAUCAACCAUGCCAAAGACGUUGUCUACGCAGCCACCGCCAGCAGCACUGUCGCCUACGGCCGCCCGGGGACGAAACCUCGGCUGCGACCUUUCCAAACCAAUCCACUGGGUGGCUACGCAUCAUUUGGCCCUUAUAUUGAUCGCACUCCGGCAUUAACCGGUCAAGCGUCAUCGAGCGCUCAAGGUAGUCAGUCCGAAUCUGCAACCCCGGCGAAUGCACCUGAUGAUACCAAAGAUCUGUCGAGCAAGCUGGGUUUCCUUGCUGACUGGAACGACAUUGAUACCAAUAGAAUGUUGGAGAAAUCGAUUCUUAUUUCGCACUUCGUCUUCGAUACUACAUUUAGAAUAUAUCGUGUCCCAAAUGUACAGAUGGACCCUCUUUCCAUAAUAGCAAGCGUUGUAGGUGUUGCGACUGCCGCGCUGGAAAGCUCGGUCGCACUUCAUAAUGUCCUCAAGGCUAUUCAAAACGCCCCUCGCGAUAUCAAGAAGCUAUCUGGCGAGACCGAAGAGCUGUCUUCUAUUAUCGCGUCAUUACAGUCAACACUCAAAGACGAAGACCAGAAGCAAGCACUGCGAAACAAUGAUCGUAUCAUCAAGUCGCUGGAACAGCUGGAAGGUCCUUUGAAGAGUUUCUCGGAGAUCAAUGGGAAGAUUGAGAGUACUCUAAGGCCGUAUCUCAAGUUGACGGAUGAUGGGAGGAGUUGGAAGAUCUCGGAUUUGAAGUGGCUGUGGGCUAAGGGCGGCAUCAAUGAACUUUUGGAGGGCUUUCAGCGUAGCAAGCAAACGCUCAACCUCCAUAUGAGCAAUUGUACACUCCUUCUCACCGCCUAUGACGCUGGCUCCCGACCAGAGAGACCGAGAGUAAACCGCCAAGACUCUACAAGCACGAAUGUCGGUGGCGCACUGAAGAAAUACGUGGCCGAAACGCUCGAUGGGGCAUCAGAAGGCUCGUUCGAGGCAGGACGAUAUAAAAAGUACGACGCAGCAGCUCCAGUUCUCGAGAAUCGAGACUCCACGGCGGACAUCACUAAGCGCAUGGAGAAGCUUAGCCUUCAGCGGAUAGCACUCUUUGACGCCGCUAAAGACGGACAGCACGAAAUUGUCAGACUGCUACUCCAAGACGGCAUGGAUGUCAACGCGAUAGCCCGAGAUGGCCAAACGGCCUUGCAUCUCUCCGCCGAGUACGGCCACGAAGCUGUUACGCAAACAUUGAUAGAAUACGGCGCUAAAAUCGACCUGAGAAUGCUCCCCGGCAAGGCCGACAAGAAUGGGAACUGCCCAGGUGGCAGAAAUCCACUGCACUACGCAGCACUGAACGGGCAUUUAGGCAUCAUCAACGUACUACUAGAUCAUGGAGCAGACGCUUCGCCGCAGAGCACAAAUCUCAGGACACCUCUACAAGAGGCAAUAGCAGAGGAUCGUACUGCGGUAGCCAUGCUGCUGAUCAAGCGCGGUGCAAGCUCAAAAACAUGCGAUCGCGAGGGCUGGACGCCAUUGCAUUGCGCCGCUUACAAAAAAAACCUUGAUAUCGUAAAGGCACUCAUUGCCAAUGGUGCAGAUGUUGAGGCUAGAACAUCUGAUUGGAAUGUCAAGGGCAAAGAGCGCUGGCGGCGUACUACUCCUCUCUUUCUGGCUGUCUGGAACGGUCAAAUCGGUGUUGUGCAAGCGCUGCUGGAUGCAGACGCGGAUCCUAGGGCUGAUAUCUCGGAUGGCGCUACUUGUGUUCAUGCUGCUGUCUAUGGGAACCGGAGGGGGCCGUGGAUUGCUGGUAUGCUACUUGAUGCGGAUGCGAAGCGCGAUGGCAGACAUGAUAUCGCGCUGAUCAAUAUGAAGAAAUUGGAUGGUAACACCGCACUACAUGUUGCGGCUGCCAAGGGUCAUGUUGAUAUGGUUGAGCUGCUGUUGAAGAAGGGGGCCGAUGCGAAGGCUGUGAAUGGGCUUGGGAGAGACGUGUUGCAGCAUGCGAAAACGGUAAAGAAAAAUGAAGCUGUGGUGAGCUUGCUAGAAGAACAUGUUUCCAGGUCGAAGAAGGCGAAGGGGAUAAAAACGAAACAGAAGAGCAAAGGAGGUAGUCACGAAAACCUUACUAUUGAACCAGCGGACGCCAGCGUUGACCCCACUAAACGCCAACAUAGCAGGCAACGCAGCUCGGCUUGUUGA
Molecule: messenger RNA, 2682 nt
Organism: Letharia lupina
Lineage: Eukaryota; Fungi; Ascomycota; Lecanoromycetes; Lecanorales; Parmeliaceae
Exons: 4
Coding region: 1-2682 (893 amino acids)
Molecular function (GO): protein binding
Source: RefSeq, a predicted model, not a curated record